Messenger RNA from Rhinolophus ferrumequinum (greater horseshoe bat), 1975 nucleotides. It is a transcript of the gene ABHD16A, whose product is annotated as abhydrolase domain containing 16A, phospholipase. The record is from RefSeq and is a predicted model, not a curated record. The transcript has 20 exons. NCBI's taxonomy places the organism in Eukaryota, Metazoa, Chordata, Mammalia, Chiroptera, Rhinolophidae. Gene Ontology annotation, biological process: phosphatidylserine catabolic process; monoacylglycerol catabolic process. Gene Ontology annotation, cellular component: endomembrane system. Bases 55 to 1731 code for a protein of 558 amino acids. Gene Ontology annotation, molecular function: glycerophospholipase activity; monoacylglycerol lipase activity.
GCGGGGCCAGCAGGGGGACCUGCUGCUGCGAGAGCAGCGGCCCGAGCCGGGGCCAUGGCGAAGCUGCUGAGCUGCGUCCUUGGCCCCCGGCUCUACAAAAUCUACCGGGAAAGGGACUCUGAAAGGGCCCCGUCCAGCGUCUCUGAGACUCCAACUUCAGUCACUACCCCCCAUUCCAGCUCCUGGGAUACGUACUAUCAGCCCCGGGCCCUGGAGAAACAUGCCGAUAGCAUCCUGGCCCUGGCUUCAGUCUUCUGGUCCAUCUCUUACUACUCUUCUCCCUUCGCCUUCUUCUACUUAUACAGGAAAGGUUACUUGAGUCUGUCCAAAGUGGUGCCAUUUUCUCACUAUGCUGGGACAUUGUUACUUCUGCUGGCAGGUGUGGCCUGCCUCCGAGGCAUCGGCCGCUGGACCAACCCCCAGUACCGGCAGUUCAUCACCAUUUUGGAGGCCACACAUAGGAACCAGUCUGUAGAAAACAAGAGGCAGCUCGCCAACUACAACUUCGACUUCAGGAGCUGGCCCGUUGACUUCCACUGGGAAGAACCCAGCAGCCGGAAGGAGUCCCGAGGGGGCCCUUCCCGCCGGGGCGUGGCCCUGCUCCGCCCAGAGCCCCUGCACCGGGGGACAGCAGACACCCUCCUCAACCGGGUCAAGAAGCUGCCUUGUCAGAUCACCAGCUUCCUGGUGGCACACACCCUCGGGCGCCGGAUGCUGUACCCGGGCUCUGUGUACCUGCUCCAGAAGGCCCUCAUGCCUGUGCUGCUGCAGGGCCAGGCCCGGCUGGUGGAAGAGUGUAAUGGGCGCCGGGCAAAGCUGCUGGCCUGUGAUGGCAAUGAGAUUGACACCAUGUUUGUGGACCGGCGGGGGACAGCUGAGCCCCAGGGACAGAAGCUGGUGAUCUGCUGUGAGGGGAACGCGGGCUUCUAUGAGGUGGGCUGCGUCUCCACACCUCUGGACGCUGGAUAUUCAGUCCUGGGCUGGAAUCAUCCAGGCUUUGCCGGAAGCACGGGGGUGCCAUUCCCACAGAAUGAGGCCAAUGCCAUGGACGUGGUGGUCCAGUUUGCCGUCCACCGUCUGGGCUUCCAGCCCCAGGACAUCAUCAUCUACGCCUGGUCCAUCGGUGGCUUCACCGCCACGUGGGCAGCCAUGUCCUACCCAGACAUCAGUGCCGUGAUCCUGGAUGCCUCCUUUGAUGACCUCGUGCCGUUGGCCUUGAAGGUCAUGCCAGAUAGCUGGAGGGGCCUGGUGACCAGGACCGUGAGGCAGCACCUCAAUCUAAACAACGCGGAACAGCUGUGCAGGUACCAGGGCCCUGUACUGCUGAUCCGCAGAACCAAGGAUGAGAUCAUCACCACCACGGUUCCUGAGGACAUCAUGUCUAACCGAGGCAAUGACCUCCUGCUGAAGCUCCUGCAGCAUCGGUAUCCCCGUGUGAUGGCAGAAGAGGGCCUGCGAGUGGUGAGGCAGUGGCUGGAGGCUUCCUCACAGCUGGAGGAAGCUUCAAUUUACAGCCGAUGGGAGGUGGAGGAAGACUGGUGUCUGUCUGUCCUCCGCUCCUACCAGGCUGAACACGGGCCAGACUUCCCCUGGAGUGUGGGGGAGGACAUGAGUGCAGACGGAAGGCGGCAGCUGGCUUUGUUUCUGGCUCAGAAGCACUUGCACAACUUCGAGGCCACACACUGCACCCCACUCCCGGUCCAGAACUUCCAGAUGCCCUGGCACCUCUAGGGACCACACUGGGACUCAUUCUGGAAGAAUGGGAUGGGAAGAGACAUGAGGAAGGAUCCUCUUGUGAUUCUGUGUUCAUGUUGCUGUUUAUAGUUUGUGGAAAGGGGGGGCUAUCCCCCUUUUCACUGUACCUCUUGCACGUUCCCCUCAUCGAUCUGGCAGUACUUAACCUCCCCCUGGGACACACCCUGCAUUAAAUGAGUAGAUUAUUCCUAAUAAUUAAUAAAAAGGUAUUUUUUCUACU